AUGAAACUUGCUCUCUGUCGCCUGUGAGGAGCCUCUCGCUGCAUGGACAGAUUCCUCUCCUCCACAGGUUUUUGAUCACUUCAGGUUAUCAUGGGGAUCAAGGCUCCGCGCACUCGGUGCUUCUUCGAUGUUGGCAUCAGUAACGUGCUCGUUGGCAGAGUUGUGGUGGAGUUGUUUUCAGACAUCUGUCCCAAAACAUGUGAGAACUUCAGAUGCCUCUGCACAGGUGAGAAAGGCGUCGGUAAAGGAACUAUGAAACCUCUGCACUACAAAGGAUGUCUGUUCCACCGUGUUGUGAAAGACUUCAUGAUUCAAGGGGGAGACUUCAGUGAAGGCAAUGGAAAAGGAGGUGAAUCCAUCUAUGGAGGCUUUUUUGAAGAUGAAAGCUUCGCUGUUAAACACAACAAGGAUUAUCUCCUGUCUAUGGCCAAUAGAGGCAAAGAUACAAAUGGAUCCCAGUUUUUCAUAACAACAAAACCUUCACCUCAUCUGGACGGAGUCCAUGUGGUUUUUGGUCAUGUGAUCUCUGGCCAAGAGGUGGUUCAAACCAUGGAGAACCAGAAAACAGAUCCUAACAGCAGACCCUAUUCAGACGUGAAAGUUUUGAACUGCGGAGAGCUGGUCCCUAAAUCUAAAUCUAAAGGUGCAGCCAAGAAGGAGGAAAAAAAGAGAGCGAGAGCCUCCAGUUCUAGCAGCAGCUCCAGCGACUCUGAAAGCUCCUCAGAUUCCUCCUCUGACUCUGAAGAGUCCGAGAAAGAAUCCAAAAAGCGGAAAAAAAAGGCAAAGAAGCUAAAAAAGAAACAGAAGAAGAAGGACAAGAAAAGGUCAGAAGCUGAAAGUGCUGAAGAGAAGGAACAAGAGGAGACGGUUACAUCUACUGUACGUCCUGAAGAAAUCCCGCUCAUCCCAGAGAACCGGUUCCUCAUGAGAAGAAGUCCACAGGCCGCCCAAAAGUCGAAUGAGGGGGCUGACAAGGAUCAGCGACAUAAAGAGGAAAGGCCGAGAGAGAGUUCUAGCAGAACAUAUGAUUCUCAGUCAGCAUACAACAGAAGACUGGUGAUGACAAGAUCUGGCAGGAAAAUCAAAGGCAGAGGUCCUAGGAGGUACCGGACACCGUCUCGUUCAAGGUCCGGCGACCGUUUUCGGCGAAGUGAAACUCCUCCUCACUGGCGUCAAGAGCUGCAGCGUCAGAGGAUGAGAGCAGUCACUGGAGAGCGCUGGAUUAAGGGUGACAGAGGUGAUAUGAAUGAAGCCAAGGAUGAAGCUGCUAAAGCACCAAGAAGAGAGCGUGAAAAAACCGCUGAGGGUAAAAAAGACAAGAAAAGUCGGUCACAUAGAUCCAAAAGCAAAGAGGAAGAAAUGGCUGAGGAUGAGAAGCAUAGCAAACACAGGGCAAAGAAACACGAUAAAUCUCCAAGUCGUAGUAAAAGCAGAGAGAGGAGUAGAAGGUCAAGAAGCAGAGAUAAGGGUCACAAGCACAAAAGUGAUGACAGGAGAGGUCGCUCAAGGAGCAAAAAUCGAAACAGUGACAAGAAAGAAAAAGAAUCUGAAACUGAUCGUAGUAAAGAUAAAAACAAGAGCCACGAGUCUGACGAAAAACAUAAAGAGGACUCAAAAGGAAGAAAUGGUGAGGGAACUAGAGAAAAGUCAAAAAGCAAGGAAAGAACAACCUCAAAAGAUGGCCAUAGAUCGAGUAGCAAAAGCAGGAAUAGACAUGGAUCUUCACCGUCAAAAGACAAAGAAGAAAAACGAGAGAAAGACGGAGAGAGGGGCAGGGAACAUAGCAGGAGUAAGGAAAGACAACGCACCAAUGAGAGAGAGAACAAGAGGAGAGGAUCAUCCAGGGAUAGGGAACGUCGUACAAGAAGUCCAGACAGGAAUAAGACUAAAGACUCUCACAGAAGCAGGCGCUCCAGAAGUAAGAGUAAUAAGAGUGAUCACAGCAAGGACCAAUCAUCUCAUAGAAGAGACAAAGCAGCCGCCAGUCAAAGGAGAAGACGUAGCAGCUGCUCCGAGAGUGACAGAAAUGAGAAAAGUCAAAAGAGACCAGAGUCCAAGACGAGACCAAAAAGUAAAUCUAAAUCUAAAGACAGAAAAAGUCCAGAUAGAUCCAGAUCAAGACCAGAUAGUACAAAAGGCAAAGACAGAAAGGACAGCAAGAGGAACAAAUCGAGUUCAAGCUCCAGCUCUGACAGCGACUGACCCUGUGACAGUAGCCUAAAGGAACAGAAAUCUGGUUUGUCUUCAUUUUAUACCCUCUAGAGACACAUGCAGCUGUUAAACUACAGUGGAACAUAUUCACAUUCCUCAUUCAUUGCAAAAAACUUAAAAUCAGUAAAGAAAAUUAUUUUCAAAACACUUUUGAAAGCAGGACAAGCCCUAAGGGGGAAUUCUGGUAUUUCUUUUUACCAGGUUCCUGUUUAUAUAUGUGGCAGUGUAAAUGAAUGGUACUUUCUAACUUGCUGUUCGGUAGGUUGACGGCAGCCACAACAUGGCAGCCGUGGCUACAAGGUAAUCCUUUGGCGUAACAGCAACGGUCCAUGAAAAGUCCACUAAGAGUGCUUUAUUUCACUAUAAAGGCUUAAAUUAGUAGGGAGUCGGUAACAUCUUCAUAGUCCACACCAGGAUUCAGCCAUAGUUUCAGUAAAAUAUAAACUCCUCUCUCCAAUGCUCACUCACAUUUCUACUUCCGUCUUGCUACAGCAACCAAUGUCUCGUGAGACUUCUUGUUUAGCACAUGUGUAAUCUUGUCGCACUCUUUGCAAAGACCCAGAAUAUGUUGAGCCUUUGAUUGAUAGAAGUGUAAAUUUUGCGGACUGCCGCAGUUACCCCAUAACAUAACAUUGAAGACUCUGCUGUUGUGUUGUUGCUCCUAGUGGGGGGGGGGGGUUUAUUGGACCAAUUCCAAAAAUGUUUGUAACCUUUCAUUUCUAGGGUCCUGAGUCAAAAAUGCCGGAAUUCCCCUUUUUAAACAAGAGAGCAGAAGAGUCAAACAAUAAACAAAACGGGAAACAUUUAACUGCUUAAACUUGUAAUUACAAACUGAGGCAUCACAUAAAAUUUGGCUGAACUGUUUGGCUCUGAAUGGGGAUUUUGAAUUCAUUAUAUCUCACUUUUGAUGGUUAGCUGAAGCUGCACGGCUGUUUAAAGAGAAGGACUUGAGACUGAAAAAGAAACUAGAAUUACUACCAGAUUUUAUUUUAAUUGUACAUGACCAGAGGAAGUUGGGUUGAAUUUUUUUUUAUCUUGUGUUUUUUUGGGGUCAAUUUUGGAUUACUUGGUUAAAAAUGUUUUGGCUUAUCAUUUCAGGCUGUAAAAAAUUUGAUAAAUUGAGAUUUUACUACACAGAUCCUCACAAACUCUUUUCCCCUGAUGAUAUAUUGUACUCAAAUUUGUUUUAAUAUUAUUUAAAGCUGUUGGUUUUGGGGAGGACUACCCUCUGCCAAAUUUGGGAAAUGACUGCUGUUCAAGUUAUUUUCACCACACAGUUAGUCAGGAAAAGCCCACCUGAAACUACUUGCAUGUGUGCUUAGCCCUAACAACAAUGGGUAAAAUCUCUUUUUUGUUGUUGUGCAUCCACAACUGAUAACUGACUGUGUGAUUUCUCUGGAUUGUGUUUUGUUUUCUUUCCUUUUUUGCGUUCAUUGAAGAAAUGUCAUUAUGAUGCUGUAAGUACAAUAUAAAAUCAGUUUGUAUAAUUGUGUUUUGUGCAAGUUGGUUUCAAGUACUCGACUACGGUGUAGAAUGAUUAAAGUGCUCAAUUUGGAUUUUAA
Molecule: messenger RNA, 3773 nt
Organism: Limanda limanda (common dab)
Lineage: Eukaryota; Metazoa; Chordata; Actinopteri; Pleuronectiformes; Pleuronectidae
Gene: ppig
Product: peptidylprolyl isomerase G (cyclophilin G)
Exons: 12
Coding region: 91-2202 (703 amino acids)
Biological process (GO): protein peptidyl-prolyl isomerization; protein folding
Cellular component (GO): nucleus
Molecular function (GO): peptidyl-prolyl cis-trans isomerase activity
Source: RefSeq, a predicted model, not a curated record